UUUUUAUUUUUUAGCGUCUAAACGCCAAUUUUAAAACAAUUUUUGUUAAUUUCAUACAGGUCUAAGGUCGUGAGUACUAAACAGCAACUCGAAAGACUGGUUUCAUUGAUGGAAGAAACUCCUCAACUUGCGAAAGGGAUUUGUACAAAGCUUCAGGCGGCAAAAAAGUGGGAAGAUAUUGCGCUGGAGCUCAAUUGUUUAGGAUCACCAAUUAGAGCGACAGCAAAGUGGAUUAAGGUGUGGGCUGACAUGAAAUGGAAGACCAAAAAGAAAAUGUCACAAAAUAAGGCUGAAUACCGAGCAACAGGUGGAGGACCGAACAGGCUUCAAUCGUAUACCAAUAUUGAGGCUAUAAUUGGGUUACUUGAGCUUGAUGCCUGUGUGAAUCCACCGGGAGCGGAAUCCGGCCUAGAUAUAAGUGGUGAUAAUCAGCGCCUAGAUUCGCCUGAGCCGGCUCAGAUCAAAACUAGCCACCGUUCGAUUUGGAAACGAACAAUGAAGACCGAAACUAUGUAGUUGGCGAAAAUACAACACGAAACCCUAGAAAAAAACGGUGCCACAAACCGGAGGGACUGAGGUUGUUGGAAGGCCAGACAAAUGCCCAGAAGGCUUUUUAUGAAGAGGUAAUUUCGAACAUAAAAGAGAUUAAAAAAAAGUGCUAGGGAAACGGAAAAAUAUGCAAAAAGAAAGUACUACUUAAAAAAAGACUCACCUACAGAACUCUUACAAAUGAAAAAAGAAAAAUUAGAAAUUUAUAAAAGUGAAGUUAUGAGAAAGGAGCAAGAUCGGAAAGCAAAACUGCAACUAAAGGUUGCACUUUUAGAGAUGAAGAAAAAAUGUUGCCUAAACCAUAACUUAUAAUUAUAUUUUUAUCGAAUGAAUUCACGUGUUAAUUUUUUAGUUUUAUUAAUCUUUAAGUAAUAUAUGUAAGUGAAUUAAUGAUAUUUUUGCCUGUGAUAUGAAUUGAGAAAGGCUGUAAAAACUUUUAUGUAGAUAUUUUACAACCAUGAAUUUAUGUGAUGAUUUUUUAUUCAAUUUAUAAUGUGCAUAUGUACCUUCAUAUCUUAAACCAACAAUACUUAUGAAUUUAAUACAAGAAACUGGAAUACCUUUAUUAAUACUUUUUUAAUUAUUUAAAAGGUUCUUAAAAUUUCAUUUCUGAUGUCUUCUGCUUCUGGGUUCUCAAUUGAUUCCAUCUCAACGACUCCGGCAUCAUCGUCGUGAGGCUCACUUGAAAAAUCUUCUCCGUCGGGUAUUUCUACAUUAUAAAAUAGGCAAAUGCAAAGCUGCGCACACAUUUAUUAUUUUUGUUGCUUUCUUUGGAGUGUAAUGAAGAGCUCUCGCUUACAAUAGACAUCUGAAUCUAUUUCUAAACCUCCAACUGUUCGCUCUAUAAUAUUUCUGGCUUUUGCAUGUUGUUUGUUGUAUGUUCUUUGAGGAGAUCGUUCCUAAGAAUUUCUGAACGGCGUCAUCAAGUACGGUUUUAGAGCGUAACCAGCAUCACUUAACGUGGAUAAAAAUAAUUUAAAAAAAGGAAAUAAAUGUAGGUUUUGUAUUUGAUUACAUACCCAGUAGCCAAGUAUUACGAAUAUCAUUAUGAUGUUGUUGUUCUAAGUCUGCUUUCAAUGAUGACAUAUUAAAAAACAUGGAAUCAUGUGUCGCUCCCGGUUUUUUUUUGCAUUUAUGUAUCUUAUUUUCAUUGUGUGAUCACAAGCCUAAAAAAAUACAAAAGUGUACACAUCUACAAUUAGAGAUUCUUAGCAUAUAUGUAU
Molecule: messenger RNA, 1772 nt
Organism: Rhagoletis zephyria (snowberry fruit fly)
Lineage: Eukaryota; Metazoa; Arthropoda; Insecta; Diptera; Tephritidae
Source: RefSeq, a predicted model, not a curated record